Messenger RNA from Trichoplusia ni (cabbage looper), 1260 nucleotides. Its product is annotated as zinc finger protein 2-like. NCBI's taxonomy places the organism in Eukaryota, Metazoa, Arthropoda, Insecta, Lepidoptera, Noctuidae. Gene Ontology annotation, biological process: regulation of transcription by RNA polymerase II. Gene Ontology annotation, molecular function: RNA polymerase II transcription regulatory region sequence-specific DNA binding; DNA-binding transcription factor activity, RNA polymerase II-specific. The coding region runs from base 152 to 1222 and encodes 356 amino acids. Gene Ontology annotation, cellular component: nucleus. The transcript has a single exon. The record is from RefSeq and is a predicted model, not a curated record.
ACAUAACGCGUUGAAAGAAGACUUUCGGUUGAAGUGUAGAAUUUGUAACUUGUCUUAUGACAAGAUUGAGAGCCUCAAGAGACAUGUUAGGAGAAAACAUGAUAAGGGAUCCCACUGCGUCGUGUGUAAUAAACAGUUUGACACACGAGAAAUGUACUUAAACCAUUCUCAUAUAAAAGUUAUCAAGGAGUGUCAUAUCUGCGGCUUCAUUUUUGCAUCCCAAGGAGGCUUAGCAAAGCAUUUAAGAUGUACACACAAAAUAGAUGCGGCAAAAACCGUGUUCUGCAAUAUAUGCAAUGAGGGUUUCCAUGAUAAACGGCAAUUGAAACCGCAUUUCAUGAAAGUGCAUUUAAAAGUCUCCUACACUUGCCAAUUUUGUAAAAAAGUGUUCAAAGCGAAAGAGAGUUAUCGACGACAUAUAGUAUUUAAGCAUCCCAAUGCCAAUCAUUUUAAUACUCAGACACAGAAAUGUGAUCAAUGUAACGAGACAUUCAAAGAUGAAUUUGAAUUAUGUAGGCAUAUAAAUGGUGUUCACGGUCGGCCAGAAGAUGAACUGAAAGAAGAAAAAGAAGUGUCGAUUAAAAAUGAAGAUUUAGAUAUUAAAGACUGUUUCCAAUGCACCAAGUGUCCGGAAACAUAUUUGACAUGGGAGCAUUUAAAGUUGCACUACGAGCAAAAUCAUCACAACGUUGAAGAGACACAGUGUCAAAUAUGCGGGGAAAUUCUCCCAGGCAAUGAGCUACAGAAGCACAUAAAAACUUUGCACACAGAUACAGAAAUGCAGUGUAAAUACUGUGAGUUUAAAACGAAUAUUAGGGUUAGCUUAACACAGCAUAUGUUGAGGCAUAAGAAUGCUGAGACGAUACACUGUGACUAUGCUGGAUGUAAAUACAAAACAUUUUACGAUGGUGCAAUGGACAAGCAUAGACGGAAACAUGCAGACCAGGGAGUCAAACUCCAAUGCAGCCAGUGUCCAUUCCAGACGAUGAAUAAGUACAUUUUAAAGUACCAUGAGGAAGCUCACGAAACUGGCAAGAAGAGGUACAUGUGUGAUCAAUGUGAUUAUGCAACAAUACUGCCAGCGAACUUAGUCCAACACAAAUAUAAGCAUUCUACGGAGAAACGGUUCAAAUGUGAAGUGUGCCCAUUUGCAACGAAGUAUAAUACUUCACUACGAUUCCAUGUUAGGAAGAAACACUGUGAUCUCCCCACAUUCAGUUAAUGUUUAUGUUUUUUAUUAAAAUAUUUGGUGUUACGAGA